ACCGCUCCGAGCGAUAUUUCAAAGUCUUCGCACGAAUGCACAGUUUCUCUUUCCCUCAAUUCGACUUCAAUGGCCAGAACCGAUAAGAGAGCCCGAGAAAGAAACGGCUCUUCUUCGUAUUUUCUAGGAUGUUUCGGAUUUUCUCGGGAAAAAUACUCAGACAAGGGGAUGGUUGAGACGGACAAGGGUGGUGAAAGGAAGAUGAAGAAGAAGAAGAAGAGCAAGAAGCCAAGUCGGUGGUUUUUAUGUUCUAAGUUUCGCUUCAAGAACGGCGAGAUCAAACCGGCGCCGAUAGAGGAAACAGAGAAACCGACUUCGAGCGUAGAAGAUAAAACUGAUAAGAAGAAACCCGUUCUGCUGAUAAGUCGUAUGACUGAUCGUAAGAAUAUUCCGGCUGAUGAAAAGACCGCCGUGAAUCAUGAAACAAGAGAGACAAAACCGAAGGACUUACAAGUCGUAACGACCGACCGAUCAAAACCCACUGAACCGUUGCCUUCCUCGAGAGGAGACACGUGUCCUGCACGUAUAUCCAACUCAGCCCGUUACGGGAAACCGAAGAUGAAACCGUCUCGGGAGAAAGGCGGGUCACGGGUCGAAAAGUUUGAUCCGGUGAUUGGUAUUUCAGUCAUUGUAUUGACGCUGGUGAUUAUGUUAGUUUGGGGUCGACUCUGUGCGAUUCUAUGUACAUCCGCUUGGUGUUAUUUUCUACCUCGUCUCAGAGACGCGGCCGCGUUAGCAAAACGCAAACGCAGCGGUAGCGACGGUUCCGUGUGUGCGCCGGAUUUGAAUUCAGAGUCGUAUAAAAGAAAAGUCGUUAUGGACGGGUUUCUUGGCCGGCAAAAUCGCGUUUCAUUGUCGUGACGAUUUCUUUUAUAUUAUAAUUGGUUUUGUCAAAUAUUAUUAUUUUUUUGUUUUUUUCUAAAGAUGGAUAAACAGUGUCUUCGUUUAAUAACGAUGAUUGAUCGACUGUGAAAUGGAUACAUUAAAUGGAUAGUAUAUUAUCUGUGGUCUUUUUGGAAGUCAA
Molecule: messenger RNA, 1024 nt
Organism: Raphanus sativus (radish)
Lineage: Eukaryota; Viridiplantae; Streptophyta; Magnoliopsida; Brassicales; Brassicaceae
Exons: 2
Coding region: 70-861 (263 amino acids)
Source: RefSeq, a predicted model, not a curated record